GCAAAGCCACACAACACAAUAAACACAGUACUCCUCCUCCUCCUCUCUUGUGUUUGUUGUGAUGGGUGCUUACCGGCAUUUCGAGCCGAUCGCGAAAUGCGACACCGAGGGACGAUCCAGCCAGACGGUGGCGGCGGACCUAGACGGGACCCUCCUCGUGUCAGGGAGUGCUUUCCCUUAUUACUUGCUUGUCGCACUUGAAGCGGGUAGCAUAUUGAGAGCCUUAAUCCUACUACUAUCCGCCCCAUUUGUUUACCUCACUUACUUGUUCGUAUCAGAGUCAUUGGGAAUACAGAUUCUCUGCUUCAUCACCUUCUCUGGUCUCAAAUUGAAGGACAUUGACCUCGUUUCGAGGUCAGUUUUACCCAAAUUUUACGCCGACGAUGUUAACCCAGUCACUUGGAAGGUGUUCAAUUCGUUCGGGAAAAGAUACAUAGUCACGGCGAGUCCGAGGAUUAUGGUCGAGCACUUUGCGAAGACAUUUUUGGGUGCUGACAAGGUUCUCGGAACAGAGUUGGAGGUCACGAAAUCGGGCAGAGCAACUGGGUAUAUUAAGAAACCAGGUGUUCUUGUUGGAGAACAUAAGAGGGAUGCUGUUUUGAAGGAAUUUGGUACCAAUUUUCCUGAUCUGGGGCUUGGUGAUAGAGAUACUGACCACGAUUUCAUGUCCAUUUGCAAGGAGGGGUACAUGGUGCCAAGAACAAGAUGUGAGCCACUACCAAGGAACAAGCUUCUAAGCCCUGUAAUAUUCCAUGAAGGUCGGUUGGUUCAAAGGCCAACACCUCUUGUUGCUCUGUUGAUGUUCUUAUGGCUGCCCAUCGGCAUAAUCUUGUCAAUCCUCAGAGUCUACACAAACAUUCCAUUGCCGGAACGAAUUGCUCGAUACAAUUACAUGCUCUUAGGGAUCAAAGUAGUUGUCAAGGGUACGCCUCCACCCCCUCCGCGGCCAGGCCAACCCGGAGUCCUCUUUAUCUGCAAUCAUCGGACGGUUUUAGACCCCGUUGUCACCGCGGUGGCUUUAGGGCGAAAAAUCAGUUGUGUCACCUAUAGUAUCAGCAAGUUCACUGAAAUUAUUUCGCCAAUUAAGGCCGUGGCGUUAUCAAGAGAAAGAGAAAGAGAUGCUGCGAACAUUAAGCGUUUGCUAGAGGAAGGUGAUUUGGUUAUAUGCCCUGAAGGGACAACUUGCAGAGAGCCAUUUCUGCUGAGGUUUAGCGCACUAUUUGCUGAGCUUACUGACCGGAUUGUGCCCGUUGCGAUCAAUACUAAGCAGAGUGUGUUCCAUGGCACAACUGUUCGCGGACACAAAUUGCUGGAUCCUUAUUUUGUGUUCAUGAAUCCCAUGCCUACCUAUGAGAUUACGUUCUUGAAUCAAUUACCUGCGGAGCUGACCUGCAAAGGUGGGAAAUCGGCCAUUGAAGUGGCAAAUUACAUACAAAGGGUGCUUGCAGGGACACUUGGUUUUGAGUGCACAAACUUGACUAGGAAGGAUAAGUACGCUAUGCUUGCUGGAACAGACGGUCGUGUUCCAUCAAAGAAGGAAAAGGCUUGAGAAGGAGAAAAUGAAAGAAAAAUUGGUGAAAGUGCAUAUAAAUUUCAUGUUCUUCUCUAUUGUUUUUACAUGUGAUUUGUAACCUUUUUUAUGAGAAAAAAAAACCCCAAUAAUACUCUUAUCAUUAGAAUGAUUAUUAUGAAGUAACUCUUAUGUUGUAUAUUAAUUGGGACGCCAAAUCACCUGUAAUUCGAAAGAUUAUUUUUUUUUAUUGUUUUUAAAAAUUCGUGUAACAAUAUUUAUAUUAUGUCUGUUGAUGUUAUUGGAUGUCAA
Molecule: messenger RNA, 1822 nt
Organism: Tripterygium wilfordii
Lineage: Eukaryota; Viridiplantae; Streptophyta; Magnoliopsida; Celastrales; Celastraceae
Product: glycerol-3-phosphate 2-O-acyltransferase 6
Exons: 2
Coding region: 62-1549 (495 amino acids)
Biological process (GO): cutin biosynthetic process
Cellular component (GO): membrane
Molecular function (GO): phosphatase activity; glycerol-3-phosphate 2-O-acyltransferase activity
Source: RefSeq, a predicted model, not a curated record